ACAAACAUCAGCGAUCGCACAACUCAUGUUUAUAUUAUUUCAAACAUCACCCUAACAUUCUAAAUGUGGGAACCGGAGUAUGAGUUGUGUCAUAGUUGUCAAAAACCACUGGUGAACGAAGAAAAUUUAUAUAAACUGCGUAAAUGGAUAGCAAUCAUCACAGCAGGAAGUAGUAUUCUUUUUGGUGCUAUUGGUGCUGUGGCAUUACCUUUCUUAGGUUUUGGAUCUAGUGGAAUAAGGGUUGCAUCAUAUGCCGCAUCAUGGCAAGGACCUUUAACAGCUCCUGGCUCAUUAUUUGCAAUACUACAAUCAUUGGGUGCAACUAGUAUGGGUAUCAUCUUGUUUGGAGCUACUGGUAGUGUUGCUGGUGGAGUGGGUGCUCUUGGAUUUUUAGCAAAAAAUGCUUCUAAAAUUGGUUGGUGCACAUGUGAUCAUGUGGCAGUAAUCGUAACGAGUAGACCAAUAUGUAAUGAAUAAGAUCGAGAAAGCGCUCAAUGCUACCGGAAAUGUUGGAGUCCAACCUGCUAUGGACUGGUUAUUUUCGAACCCCGAUGACGAAAUUUCUGAAACGGGAGCAAAUCCAGCCGGCGAUAGUCAGCCAACACCGGAAGCAUCUUCGUCGGGAGCACAAAGUAAUUCUAAGACUGAACCCGUCACCGAUAACCAGGAAGCGAAAUCACUUAAAUGCGACGUAUGUGGGAAAUUAUUCAAAUCGUCACUAGAAGUUGAAUACCACGCGACAAAGUCUGGUCACGACAGUUUCUCGGAGAGUCUUGAGGAAAAAAAACCGCUUACUGAAGAAGAAAAGAAAGAAAAGUUGAGGCAACUGGAGGAAAAAAUGCGACAGAAGCGAAAAGAACGGGAGGAAAUGGAAAAACAAGAGCUGGUUGUCAAGGAAAAGAUGAGAAUUAAGUCGGGAAAGGAAAUGGCUGAAGCGAGAAAAAAAAUGGAAGAGUUGGAAAUGAAAAAAUUAAUAGAACAGCGUAAGCGUGAAAAAGAAGAGGAUAGACUCGCCCGCCAAGCGAUAAGAGAAAAAAUAGAAGCCGACAAAGCGGCUCGUCGCGAAAAAGCAGCCGCUGAUUUUGGAAAUCUAGUUCCUGCUCCUGCUCCCGCUCCAGUUCCAGUAGCAGCCCCAGCUCCGGCACCCGCAGCUCCUAAGCGUGAAUACACCGAAACUAGACUGCAAAUUCGACUGACCAACGGUAAUACGCUCACCCAAACCUUCGGUGCCAAGGAGCAGCUGUCCGCCGUCCGACUCUACAUCGAAAUAAACCGAACAGAUCCCCCAGGUCCAUUCAAUUUAUUGACCAGCUUUCCAAGGAAAGUAUUUUCCGGCGAAGACUAUGACGCACCGCUUGACGUUCUUGGUCUCGUACCAUCAGCUGUCGUAAUUGUUCAGAAAAAAGUCGAGUGAUAAUUAUUUUUUUUAUAAUUACGAUACGAUAAUUUUAAUAAUAAUAUUAAUA
Molecule: messenger RNA, 1466 nt
Organism: Microplitis mediator
Lineage: Eukaryota; Metazoa; Arthropoda; Insecta; Hymenoptera; Braconidae
Product: UBX domain-containing protein 1
Exons: 7
Coding region: 470-1414 (314 amino acids)
Molecular function (GO): protein binding
Source: RefSeq, a predicted model, not a curated record